UUAUCGAUAAAUCCAAACAAGUUUUUUGUCAUUGCUAAAUACAGCUUUUUUAAAGAAUCAAUGGACUAACAUUGAAAGUCUACAUUAAGAAGCAGAACAAGGUUGAAAAACUGGACUGAUUUCGGUUUGUGAAUCGAUGUGUGAAGUUGGGUAGAUAACUUCAGCUGAACUAGAUUGGAUAAACAGAUUUAUGUAUAUUUUGCAAGGGAAUUUAGUCAUCGGACAACAGGUUAGAUGGCCAAUUGUAGCGAGGAUUUCCCUUAUACAUCCAUUCUCUACCCAGAGCUUGAGAAUGAGGUGUCCGUCAUUGUCCUAGGAGUUAUCGCUCUUAUCCUGUGUAUCCUGACCCUCGUCAACUACGCGGAGGAGUUAUGGUUCAUGUGCAGAGUUUACUCCCUUUCCCACAACAGAAAUUAUGUCAUUCUUAUCCUCACCAUUUUCCCGAUUCUCUCUGUAUGCUGUGUACUGGGUCUCCUUGUUCCGAGGUCGACCCUCUUAAUGGAACUCAUCACCUCCACGUUGCGGGCCAUCAGUAUUUUGGUGUACAUAAGGAUUUUGAUAGGAUAUUUUGGGGAUGAGGAUAAACUAGUGACUGAUAUGUCAGACGAAACCAUGUCUUUCCGAACUCCGCCAUGCUGCUGCUGUUGUGUCUGUCUUAAUGGCUCCCAAAUAAACAGUGGUAACCUGCGGACGAUCAAGCUCCUCUGUGUACAGAUGGUCGUCGUCCGGCCGCUCACAAUGCUCAUCCUGGUCCUACUGUGGAUGGACAACAAGUUUAAACUGACAGAUGUGAUGAGUACCUCCAACCCUGGCACCUACUUUCAGUUCAUCAACAUUGUAAGUUUAUUGCUGUCAAUGUGGGGAGCGAUUUCGCUGACGCGAUUUGUAGAACUGAAGCUGAAGGAAUGUAGGAUCCGCCUCAAGUUUCUCUCGGUGCAGCUCGCUAUGGUUUUCUCGGACGCCCAGAGGGCUGUGCUCACUCUCCUUGCAUCACGUGACGUCUUUGAUUGUGUACAGACACGUGGUCCUAUGGUUCAAGCUUAUCGUUAUCACUAUGGGCUGUUAGUGGUGGAGACAUUUCUGUUAUCGCUGUUGGCUAGGUACGCCUACAGAUUCCAGGAUCCGCCCUACCAGUAUGACGAGCUGGGGAAAGAUAAAAGUGAGAUGCGCUCCGUCCCUACCUCGAGCACCAACCUAAACUUGACAUAAUUACACCCCACUUAUGGCACACAUCCUAAAUUCGCAGCUGAUUUGACUUUUAAAAAUGACAUUGCUGAUGUUAUUCGGAUUUUUGAUGUACCGUUUUUGUUUUGUUUCUUUUUUUCUAUUUAGAUCGAUCCAGGGAAAAUGUCUGCUGAAUACUCACAGACUUUUCUAAUAUUACUCUUUUCAAGUACACGCCAGAAGAGAUUGAUGCUUAUUUAGUUCUUUAAGUUUCCAUCGACAACUGAAUGUAUAUAGUUACCGUAAUUAAUUGACAAAAAUGGCAUUGCUUGUACAUAUAUAAGUCCUUUCUACGAAAAUGCUUUUGUAGUGUCCAGGAAAAAUGAAAUAAAUUCUAGUCGA
Molecule: messenger RNA, 1566 nt
Organism: Saccostrea cuccullata (small rock oyster)
Lineage: Eukaryota; Metazoa; Mollusca; Bivalvia; Ostreida; Ostreidae
Product: organic solute transporter subunit alpha-like
Exons: 7
Coding region: 235-1209 (324 amino acids)
Biological process (GO): transport
Cellular component (GO): membrane
Molecular function (GO): transporter activity
Source: RefSeq, a predicted model, not a curated record